Molecule: messenger RNA, 1376 nt
Organism: Lingula anatina
Lineage: Eukaryota; Metazoa; Brachiopoda; Lingulata; Lingulida; Lingulidae
Product: tyrosine kinase receptor Cad96Ca-like
Biological process (GO): multicellular organism development; protein phosphorylation; cell surface receptor protein tyrosine kinase signaling pathway
Cellular component (GO): signaling receptor complex; plasma membrane
Molecular function (GO): transmembrane receptor protein tyrosine kinase activity; ATP binding
Source: RefSeq, a predicted model, not a curated record
AUGGAGAAGAGGUCUCCCACAACCUACUUCGCCGUUGUGAUAGAACAUGCUGAGUUCAAUGACAGCGGGAAUUAUACCUGGCGAAUAGAUAUCGAUAAUGCGGGGGAUCAGUUCAGCGGAAAUAUUGAAACUAUCGUUGGAGUAUCAGAUACAACUGAUGAAACAGAUACAAAGGACGAAGAGCCUGAUCCUGGAAAAACCGCAGGAAUCGUGAUUGGGCUACUCUUAGGCCUUCUUGUUGUUGUAAUGUUGAUAAGUUUUGUCCUGUAUAAGAGACUGUACAAAAAGGAGUCCUUACUAUCUGCCAGAAGUCUAUUUCGUCAAAGAAAACAGAAAGCAACUAAUACCCACGUGUACGAAAUGCCUGUCUCAGAUUUAGAUGCACAACCCUACACAGAAGUAUCGGCGGGUGAUCACAUCCGUGAACUCACAGCCAACGACAUUCGGCUCCUGGAAACCAUCGGGCAUGGUCACUUUGGCGAAGUCUAUAAGGCGAUUCUGAAGAACGCCAAAACCACCAAUACUGAGAAAAUUGUGGCAGUAAAACUGUUAAAAGAACAAUAUUCGGAAGUGGACAAAAAAGAGUUUUUCAGAGAAAUAGAAACCAUACAGUUAGUACCAACGCACGAAAAUGUGGUUGCUAUGUUGGGGUACUGUAAAACAGCAAGUCGAGCGUUCCUUGUGUUAGAGUUCCUUGGCAAUGGUAACCUUAAGACAUAUCUCCGUAAAAGCCGCAGUAACAGCAUCUAUGGAAAUCUGCAUGGCGGAAGUGGCAAACUGACGUCACAGAAUCUAUUGACUUUUGCUCUAGAUUCUGCUAGAGGAAUGGCUCACAUAUCUAGAUAUAAGUUCCUGCACCGAGACCUGGCCGCCAGGAACAUACUGGUCAGUGACGACAUGGUGUGUAAGGUGUCCGACUUUGGUCUGGCUCGUGACGUCAUUGACAGCAGGGAGUAUCUCAGCAAGAUGGAGACCCCUCUCCCUAUCCGCUGGAUGGCACCAGAAUCCAUCUCUGACAGCGUGUAUACCACCAAGAGUGAUGUAUGGUCGUUUGGCGUUCUUCUCUGGGAGAUUGUCACUUUAGGAGCUACCCCCUACCCUGGUAUAACGUCUGGACGAGAACUAAUACGUGAGAUCAGGUCAGGAUACAGAAUGGAGAAACCUCAACACUGUACACAGGAACUGUACAAUAUGAUGAUGAUGUGUUGGGAGGAGGAACCGACAAAACGCCCGACGUUCGACAAUCUUAUCACCAGUCUUAGAGGCAUGGCUAAUGAAGAGAUGAAACUUCACGUGGACGUAGACAGAGCUGCUGAGGCCAUAUACUGUGAUAUUGACAGCCAGCUGGUCGGAGAGAUAGUUUAAUGUGGAAAUAC